This is a messenger RNA of Parnassius apollo (apollo), 774 nucleotides long. The record is from the annotation of a GenBank genome assembly. NCBI's taxonomy places the organism in Eukaryota, Metazoa, Arthropoda, Insecta, Lepidoptera, Papilionidae.
AUGCUGGUGACCAGUUUGGAAGCCAGCCGGGACCUUUCCGAGACGGACUCAAUUCUUUUUGGUGCCGCGCUGGCAGUCUGCCGUAUCAUAGGCGCCAAGAUUUCCACGGCUGGACGCGCUACUGGCCAAAGUAGCGCUAUCCCAGCAUGGAGAAGAAGAAUUGAGGAACGUAUCGCAAAGGCUAGAGCUCUCAUCGGCAGACUGAUAUGCUUCAGAUCAGGCAAUAACAGGCCAAGAAUUGUGCGCACCAUCAGGAUAGCUUUUGCUGGGACAAAUGUCAGUUUGUCCCAGCCGGAUAUAACGCAAAAACUGACGGAGCACAUAGAUGAUCUGAAGCAGAGAAUCGCUGCUUGGGGAAAGCGGAUUCGGCGAUAUACCGAGAAGUCGACACGGUUCAACCAGAAUCGUCUCUUCCAGAGUGAUCAUAAGAGGCUCUAUGAAUCAUUGGAGCGACCAAUGGUAAGUGGAACGGGCCCAGCACCGAAUCAGGCUGACACUGUAGCAUUCUGGCGCGGCCUGUGGUCAGAGCCCGUAAACCACAGCGAGGGCCUUUGGACGGAAUUUGUGGCGAAUCGGUGCGCGAGUAUAAUGCCCAUGAACCCCGUCAUUAUAACACCGGAUGACGUAGCUGAGGCGGUCCGUAGGGCCCCGAACUGGAAAAGUCCGGGACUCGACGGUCUGCAUCACUACUUGCUGAAGGGGUUCGUGGUGUGUCACACUGUGCUCGCUCGACAGUUUCAAUUCAAUCAAAGGGAUCACCCAUUUGGUUCCUAA